AUGCCUAGCAAGGAGACCAUCUUGGCCUAUAUCGCUAAUUUUCUUCGUUCGGAGGAAGAUCUCCAAAAAGUUUCCAAAGCCUUAGAUGCAUACUUGAGAAAAGGUUCCAUUGACUUGCCCUCCGUGGCUGGCGACUUGCAAACUUUGUUGGAAGACAGCGAUAGCGAUAGCGAUGAGGAGGAGAAAAAGGAUGCUGCGUCUUCCUCCUCCUCUUCUUCUUCUUCUUCGUCCUCUUCUUCAGAGUCAUCUUCCGACUCCGAUUCCGACUCGUCCUCUUCUUCUUCAUCUUCAUCAUCAUCAUCAUCUGACUCUAGCUCCAGCUCUGAUUCAGACAGUUCUUCCGAUUCCGAUUCCGAUGAUGAAAAAGAGGAAGAGAAGGAGUCUGGCAACAGUUCCGAAACUGAGCCUCUCCCAGAAUCUGAGAUGGCUGAAAGUGUCAAAUUGAGUGAGAAGGAUGACUCCUCAUCUUCAUCCUCUGACUCUGAUUCAGACUCCUCCUCCUCGAGCUCCUCUAGUUCUGAUUCUGAUUCAGACUCUAGUUCCUCCAGUUCUAGCUCUGAUUCUAGCUCUGAUUCCAGCUCUGAUUCCAGUUCAUCCGACUCCGACUCCGACUCCGACUCCGACUCCGACUCCGACUCCGACUCCGAAUCUGAAGCCGAGGACAAGGCAAAGAGCGAGGAGGACUCGCCCAAGCGUAGCCUGGAGUCCGAUUCUGAAGAGCCAGCUCUCAAGAAACACAAAAGCUCGAUCCAAGCACUGGAGGAGCCAGAGCUAGCUCCCGGCCAAAGAAAGCACUUCUCUAGAAUUGACCGGUCUGUCAUUUCUUUCGAAGACUCCACUCUCAUGGACAACACAUACAAGGGAGCUGCCGGAACCUGGGGAGAAAUGGCUAACGAUAAGCUUGGCCAAGUCAGAGGCAAGGAUUUCACCAAGAACAAGAACAAGAUGAAGAGAGGUGCUUACAAGGGUGGAAGCAUCACCAUGGCCAGCGGGUCCUACAAGUUCACCGAUUAG
Australozyma saopauloensis is the source of this 1014-nucleotide messenger RNA. It is a transcript of the gene SRP40, whose product is annotated as Srp40p. The record is from RefSeq and is a predicted model, not a curated record. NCBI's taxonomy places the organism in Eukaryota, Fungi, Ascomycota, Pichiomycetes, Serinales, Metschnikowiaceae. The transcript has a single exon. The coding region runs from base 1 to 1014 and encodes 337 amino acids.